Molecule: messenger RNA, 2356 nt
Organism: Oncorhynchus masou masou (cherry salmon)
Lineage: Eukaryota; Metazoa; Chordata; Actinopteri; Salmoniformes; Salmonidae
Product: cyclin-G2-like
Exons: 8
Coding region: 219-1235 (338 amino acids)
Biological process (GO): regulation of cyclin-dependent protein serine/threonine kinase activity; mitotic cell cycle phase transition
Cellular component (GO): cyclin-dependent protein kinase holoenzyme complex; nucleus; cytoplasm
Molecular function (GO): cyclin-dependent protein serine/threonine kinase regulator activity
Source: RefSeq, a predicted model, not a curated record
UUUCUGGGUGUGGAAAUUCUCAACAUCAACAAAAAGAGAAAAGAAAUGAGAAACUAGAGAUUACAAGGAACAAACAAUAGUUAGGAGCGUGAGAAUAUAUCGAUGUAACUAUCAUAACAGGUAAAUAUUGAAAUUCAUAAAGUGUACGCGAGAUGCAAGAAAACUGAAUAGAUGUGAGUGGAAGGAUUUCAGAUUUCUGUAACAAUACAGUCUAAAAGAUGGAAGCCGUUAAACUUAUGAGGGAACUGAAAACCAAUUUUGAACAGGAGAGGAAUUAUCUUCCGAAAGAAACGGGACUCCACUUGAUCGAAUCGACCAGAGAGAAUGCCAGCCAAGGAAUCUCAGCUAAAUGUAGGGACGUCAAAGUGGAGGACCUCUGGAGUCUGACCAGUUUCUUUGGGUACAGUACCCAGACCUUCGUUCUGGCAGUCAACCUGCUAGAUAGAUUUUUGGCCAUGAUGAAGGUCCAACCCAAACAUCUAGCCUGCAUUAGCAUCAGCUGCCUCCACAUCGCAGCCAAAGCAGUCGAAGAGGAUUGUAACUUGUCUUCCACCAAUGAACUUAUUCGUAUCAGCCAGUGCAAGUUUACGGUCUCGGACCUCACUCGCAUGGAGAAGAUCAUUUCCGAGAAACUCAACUUCCAACUCGAAGCCAUUACAGCCUUAACCUUUUUGCACCUAUACCAUAGAAUCACACGCUCACACACCUCAGACAGGAAGGAGGCCCUGAACCUCGACACACUAGAGGCCCACCUCAAAGCCUGCCUCUGCCGCAUCACAUUCUCCAAAGCUAAACCGUCCGUCUUGGCCCUGUCCCUCCUCACUCAAGAGAUUGAAGCCAUGCAGUCUGUUGACAUGCUAGAAAUAGCACACAGUAUUCAGAGACAUCUCAAGAUCACCGACACUGAGCUGCUACACUGGAGGGGGCUCGUGGCCAAGUGUCUGUCUGACUACUCUUCCCCUGAAUGUAGCAGACCCAACAAUAAGAAGCUGGUCUGGAUCGUGUCGAGAAGGACAGCUCAGAACCUUCACACCAGCUACUGCAACAUCCCUGAACUGGCAACCAUUCCUGAGGACUGCUGGGACCAGAGCGAGGACUCGUGUGAAGACAUGAGUUCUGGGGAGGAGAGCUUGAGCAGUUCCCUGGGUUCUGAUGCAGAGGGACCUUACUUUCCUCUUUACUUCAGCUGCCGAAGCAACCACCGAAACAAAUACCACCGUCCCAACCCCCUGUGAAGGAGCCACAGUGCCUGGCUUCCACAACCACCGUUUUAUACCGUCGGGUUAUGUUCAUUAGUGAAACGUUUCGUAGCGUUAGACACGUUUAGGAAGUCACGUUUAACAUGUGACAGCCCAUUUUGGUUCCUGGUGAAUAUAACCCAGAAAAAAAAAGAAAAAAAAACUUUCCUAUAUAACAUAUUUAAUUUUGUUAGUUCAAAAGGGCUACCAGUGUGUGGCCUGUUACAAACCAAUCAAUAUAAUAUAAUAAUAAUAAUAAUAAUAAUAUAUCCCAUUUAGCAGACGCUUUUGUCCAAAGCGACUUACAAGUCGGCUGGGGCCACUACAUUUACGUAUGGGUGGUCCCAGUGGGAAUCGAACCCACGACGCUUGGCGUUGCAAGCGCCAUGCUCUACCGACUGAGCCACAGUAUCUAUCUUAUUUUAAGCUAAACAAAAAUACAUUUAUGGGGAAACUUAAUCCUGACAGGCAGCGGAAUCCAUCAACUCAAAGAUAAAACGUUUUAAACUAUUUUGUUGUUGUAGAUGUAGCUUUUAAAAAAAAGUGUUGUUGGUGCAUGUUUGGAUUUGUAACAUUCCACAUCCCAAAUUAGUAUCCUAUCCAGUGCACUACUUUUGACCAGAGCCGAAUGAGCCCUGGGCCAAAAAGUAGUGCGCUAUAGAAAAUAUCAUGUAGCAUUUAGGAUGCACAAUAGAACACAGCCAAGGUACAAUAGACUUGUCUGGGGAGUAAGAACAUGUAAUAGGAAAACUAUGCAACGUACGUUAUCGUUGAGUUGUGUUCACUGCCUGAUGGUCCGGUUAUCCCUCUACAAGGUUCAACUGUCAAGAGACGACAUCUGUUUGCAUGUUAUUAUACAGAAAAGCAACACGUGUGUGUGGUCUUGUUAACCUCUAAAUUUGCCAAUUCUUUUUUUAGAUUGUAGGGUAACUUAUAUUUGGCUGGUAUGUAGCUAGCUCUGUGGAAGAAAUGUAUGGGAUGGAGUUUCUCGUAAUGUAAAUUUGUAUAAUGUAAAAAGAAAAAGCUGUGAAUUAAGUACCUUUGUAGAUAUUAACUUAUUUGUAAUUUUUUGCCAAUGUUGUAUGACAACAAAAAAACUAAAAAAAAACUAUUUUGGA